Molecule: messenger RNA, 1175 nt
Organism: Effrenium voratum
Lineage: Eukaryota; Dinophyceae; Suessiales; Symbiodiniaceae
Source: the annotation of a GenBank genome assembly
UGUCCUCGUGAGCAGACACCGGCGAUGGCAGUGACGUCGCCCAUGCCAGAGGAGGAGUUGAAGCCACCGGGGGGAGGUUGGCCCUCGCCCGGGGAAGAACCGCGGAGAUCCGGACUGACGGCGCCCGCCAGACCGCCGCCGGCAAUCAUUUACAACAGCCUCCUUGGGGACAAGCAAGGAAGAAAACGCUUCGGCGAGAUCAAGAGCUUCAACGCAAGCAAAGGCUAUGGCUUCAUCUCCGAGCCCCAGGUCUGGGAUAUGAUGAAGUGCGAUGUGCACUUCCACCUGAACGAGGUGUACGACGUUGACCCUGAGAAGGUCAGCGAGAAGAUCCAAGUUGGCGCCAAGUGCAGCUUCUGGUUUAGCCUCGACCGCAGCGGCCGGCCGCAGGCGCGGGUGGUGCGCAUCACGGAGGCUCCAGACAGGCCGCAGCCGCCAAAAGCCAGUUUCGACAUCGAAGCCCGGCAGUACGUGGGCCGCAUCAAAUCCUUCAAGGAGGAUACCGGCUACGGCUUCAUCAGCUGCCAAGAGCUGUUCGACCGCUUCAAGCGGGACGUUUUCCUGCACCACAAGCAGCGGAAGAACUUUGAGGUGAAUGACGUGGUGAAGUUCAAGAUCUUCUUGGACCAAGCGAAGGGCCAGCCGAAGGCCAUGCACCUUGAAGCCGCGGAGGAGCAGGAGCUGCCGGAGACGCAGGAGCAGCAACAGCAAAGUGGGACUGAGACGCAGGAUGCCGCGAGCACUGCACAGGAGGAAACCAUCUCCCACGGUCUGCCCACGUCGCUCGACGACCAUUCUGCCGAGGAAGCGGAUGUUUGGGAGGAGGGCUGGACACGAUACUGCACUGAGGAGUCCGCCGAGGAGUUCUGGUGGUGCCGGGAAAGCACCAGCGAAUGGUUUAUGGAGAAAGACCCAGGGGACUGGGCCAAGUUCCUGGACCCCAGCAGCGCCAAAGAGUACUGGUGGCACACCAGCGGAAGGUGCUUCUGGGCCACCACGUGAGGCGGAACCGCCCAGUUCUGAGUAAAUGUGCCGAAGUGCUUGCAGGGAGCCUGUAGUUGAGCCCAUGGCACGCGCGUGGCGAAUUCAGUCAGGCCAGAAUUCAGGGUUCCUGAAUAGACGCCUAGUGGCUUGGAUCUCCAAGCAUCAUUUGGGGCUCCUCUCAAGGCCGGUUG